CCGGGCUUAGGACCCAGGGGCUGUGAGCGGCAGCACUGCCCCUACCUUACAAACACUUCCAUAGAAAGAAAACAAAAAUAGAAAAAAUAGGAGACCUGUUCAGACACAUGCUUUGCUUUCUUGAUUAUUAGCGGAGCUAAGGAAAACAUUCAAAUUUGCAAUGGGACACUACAGUGGAUGGAUUGUUUCGGUGUUGAUAAGGAUACAACAUUUGACGUCGCUUUGGGGGUAAAUGGGGGGCACUGAGCACAACAUUUGCAGGCGGACAUCAGCUGCAUGCAUGUCUUUGGCAAAGAAAGUUUCGAGCGCAAUGCAAAUCUUUGACAAUGACUGGUGUUUACACGUACAACCACCCGGUCUUGACUUGGAAGGCUACCGGAGAGAUACGAUGCUGUUUUUAUUUUAAAGUGGCCAUGGUGUCGAAACUGUCUGUAAACGGAAUGAAAAUAAGCACAAGAGAGUGCGUCAUGCUGAACUGUAACGAGUUAUUGUUGUGUAUUGAAAUUUGACGAAAGCACAGGACCUACCGAAGCAAACAUUUAACGAGGAAAAAAAUUGUAGUCGUUGUUUGACAAACUUUAUAUGUUCAUGAAUGAUAAAACUGACCUGAUUUGUUUGAAGAAAUUGAUACAUUAUGUCUGAAUAAGGACACAAUGUGACACUGCAAUCCAUAGCCUACUUUCCUGCCUAAAACGGAGCCAUCCAUCCGCCCUACAGUUCUCAAUAAUCUGACGUUGUUUUUGUUCAGUGAGAGGGCCAUGGCAGAGGAGGGCGACCACGUCGAAAAUAUCUCUGACGUCGAGCAAUCCCACCAUGAAUCCGCCUCUGAAAAUGGAGUCAUGUUGGUUGUCAACCACAGUAACAUUCAGCCCCCUUUCAGCGUGGUGUUGGCCACAUUGUUGUAUUGUGCAGAGUUUGUCUGCGCAGCGGUGCUUUGCAACGUUUACCACAAGAGCGAUGACGACAUCUGGAUGGGGUCAACCAUCGCCUUCAUGUUGGUGCCCGCUGUAUUGACUCAGUUGGCGCUGACAUUCAUUCAUAGAGACUUAGGAAGAGACCGCCCCCUCAUCCUCUUCUUGCAUCUACUACUCCUGGGCCCACUUAUUAGGUGUUUUGAGGCUCUGGUGGUUUACUUCAAAGCGGGUAAAGAGGAGGAGCCGUAUGUGACCAUCUCCAGGAAGAUCAAGCUGAAGAAGGACCAGGCCACGCCCAUGGAGUGGGAGAUCGGCCACUCGGAGCGCAAGCUCGCCACCCACCGUAACGCCUUCAAACGCACCGCCGUCAUCCAGGCCUUCCUGGGAUCCACCCCCCAGCUCACCCUGCAGCUGUAUGCCAACAUCCAGGAGAAGUACUUCCUCCCUAUCAGACUGACUUUGAUGGUCAUCUGCCUCAUCUCCAUCACCUACGGAGCCCUGGUGUGCAGCGUGUUGGCCAUCAACAUCCGCUACGACGACUACAAGGUGCGGCUGCGCCCAGCCGCCUACCUCUGCAUGAUCCUGUGGCGGGGCCUGGAGAUCGCCACACGUGUCACCUCCCUGGUGUUGUUCAGCUCCGCGCUCACCUAUUGGGUGAUCCUCGUGGGCCUGGGCAACCUGCUUUUCUUCUUCCUGCAGCCCUGGGCCGAGUUUUGGGCUCGACGCGCCUCGCUGCCCGACAACGUGGAGAAGAACUUCAGCAAGCUGGGCACCACGGUGGUGCUGUCGCUGGUCACCUUCCUGUACGCCUGCAUCAACAUCUUCUGCUGGUCGGCCGUGCAGCUAGACCUGGGCCACCGCGACCUCAUCGAGAUGAAGCAGCACUGGGGCCGCCUGGCCGCCUACUACGGCGGACGCUUCCUGGAGAACAGCGUGCUCAUCGCCCUCUGGUACUUCUACAAGUCAGACUUCUACUCGUACGUGUGCGCCCCGUUGCUGGUGGCCCAGCUGCUCAUCUGCUACAGCCUGGCCGUGCUCUUCAUGCUACUCUUCUACCAGUUCUGCCACCCGUGCCGGCGUCUCUUCAGGCACAACGUGCACGACUGCCUGGCCUGCGUCUGCUGCUAUCGGAGGGGUGUGGGGAGAGCGGGGGAGGGGCACCCCCACUCCUAUUCCACCACUGCCACCAUGGUGCUGGUGCCGCUGGAGCCGCCAGACCUGCAACCCCCUGACCUCACCAGCCAGCUGGGGGAGCACGAGACGGCAAUCGUUGAAGACAUGGAGGCGGCUUGAGAAGGCCCCACAUGGUGAUUUGAUGAUAUGCGGCCACUGCUUGGUGCAGCUACUGAACUAAUGGCUAUGUACACUCAGGACUGUUAUACUGUGAGUGGUGCAGAUUAGGAGAUGGACAGAGCAGCUCAUUCUGUACUGCGGUGCACAGAGGACAAGUUGGUCUCAAGUGGUUAGCUAAGCGCAUUUCAAAUUGGUGCCAUGAUUUUAUCGAUGCUGCUCGUUUUAGAAUAACACGUGCACGCAGAGCCUUGGACUUAAAAAGAUAAGCCAUGAUAUAGACAAUGUUACAUCACUGUUGUUGAAUGGGAAAUGGGUUACUGACGAGUGCACCGUUUGUACUGGAUAUCUACUGUACAGGUAGAGAGACAGUGGGUCAAGGGAGUCCAAAGAAUGUACUCUGUUAAGGUAUGCCAGUGUGAUGCACAAAGGCAGCCUUGAGAGAGCAGCACAGGGUCAGAUACAGUGGGGCCAGGUGUGUGGGAAGCAUGCCAAGUGUCUCCGGCCCUAGAGGACUGAUUUGCCCUUUAAACUGGGACUUCCCCUGCUUACGUUCUCGGGGGUUUACUUAAUGAACAAACUCCAGAUGUUGCAUUAGGGUUCUUUUUCAUCUGCACGCCCAUAUGUAAGAUUGGGGAAAUAAAAGGUUAGAUGAAAUCCGAGCUACCUUCCUCAUACCCCACUCCACCCACUGUAAUGAAUGGUUUGUAUUAUACUGAACAGAAAUGUAAACACAACAGUUUCAACGAUUUUACUGAGUUACAGUUCAUGUAAGGAAAUCAGUCAAUUUAACUAAAUGAAUUAGACUCUAAU
Oncorhynchus gorbuscha (pink salmon) is the source of this 3017-nucleotide messenger RNA. RefSeq names its product membrane transport protein XK-like. Gene Ontology annotation, cellular component: membrane. The transcript is spliced from 3 exons. Lineage: Eukaryota; Metazoa; Chordata; Actinopteri; Salmoniformes; Salmonidae. Bases 759 to 2207 code for a protein of 482 amino acids. The record is from RefSeq and is a predicted model, not a curated record.